AUGCCAGCUGUGACUGCGGGGACACCGGUAACAGAGCACUACUGUGACUGUGACAACUGCGGACCACAACAGUCCUCUCUGAGACUGUUCACCCUCUCCUCCGUGGUGGUGAUGGGAGAGAACAUGUCGAAGCGUCUGAAGCUGCUGUCCUCAGACGGAGACCCGGAGGACCGCUCCUUCCACAACCCGCACCCGGACUGGGACCCAGGCACCGCCAGCGCGGACUCAGAGGCAGACGAAGGCCCCCAGGGGCCCAUUGAGGAUGGCAAGGUGAGUGCAUCAUUCGAGAGGAGAGUCCAGAGUAAGAUAAAAGACCUGCUGCUGCAGAUGGAGGAGGGUCUGAAGACCGCUGACCCCCAUGACUUCUCUGCGUACACUGGAUGGACCGGUAUCGCCCUGUUGUACUUGCAGCUGCACAGAGUGUCCGGCGAGGCCUCUCACAUUCAGCGAGCGCUGGACUAUGUGAAGAGGAGUAUGCGGAUCCUCAAUGGACGGAGAGUGACCUUUUUGUGUGGGGAUGCGGGGCCUCUGGCUGUGGGGGCAGUAGUGCACCAUAAACUGGGCAACAGCGCUGAGAGCAAAGACUGUUUGUCUCGCCUGCUGCAGCUUCAGGCCUCUGUGCUGAGUCCUGAUGGAGACAUGCCUGAUGAGAUCCUCUAUGGGCGCUCUGGAUACCUCUUCGCUCUGCUGUACGUGUGCAAAGAGCUCGGAGCUGAGGCUGUGGACGAGGCUAUGCUCUCACAGGUGGUCAUAACCAUUAUUGAGUCUGGAAAGAGCUUCUCGGCAGAGCAGAAGAAGUUUGAGCGCUGCCCCCUGCUGUACGAAUGGCACAAGAAGCAGUACGUGGGAGCAGCUCAUGGACUGGCCGGGAUCUACUACAUGCUCCUGCAGCCCAGUGCCAAAGUUCACCCUGACAUGAUGGCUGAACUAAUCCGGCCGAGCAUCGACUACAUCCGUCACAAGAGGUUUCGCUCUGGGAACUUCCCCUCGUCCCUGAGCAACGAGUCGGACCGACUAGUGCACUGGUGCCACGGGGCCCCAGGGGUCAUCCACCUGCUGCUGCUGGCCCACAAGGUCUUUAAAGAAGACAAGUAUCUGAGGGAGGCCUCAGACUGUGCUGAAGUCAUCUGGCAGCGGGGCCUGCUUCGAAAAGGCUACGGCAUCUGCCACGGCACCGCCGGCAACGGCUACGCCUUCCUCUCUAUGUAUAAAGUCACCCAGGAGCAGAAGUACUUGUACCGGGCGUGUAAGUUUGCAGAGUGGUGUUUGGACUAUGGCACCCAUGGCUGCCGCAUCCCAGACAGACCCUACUCACUGUUCGAAGGAAUGGCAGGGACCAUCCACUACUUGUCGGAGAUGUCAAACCCUGAAGCAUCAUGUUUCCCAGCCUUUGAACUCUGA
Messenger RNA from Knipowitschia caucasica, 1401 nucleotides. NCBI's taxonomy places the organism in Eukaryota, Metazoa, Chordata, Actinopteri, Gobiiformes, Gobiidae. The record is from the annotation of a GenBank genome assembly.